Molecule: messenger RNA, 1596 nt
Organism: Lutra lutra (Eurasian river otter)
Lineage: Eukaryota; Metazoa; Chordata; Mammalia; Carnivora; Mustelidae
Gene: HMOX1
Product: heme oxygenase 1
Exons: 5
Coding region: 130-996 (288 amino acids)
Biological process (GO): heme catabolic process; heme oxidation; response to oxidative stress
Molecular function (GO): heme oxygenase (decyclizing) activity; heme binding
Source: RefSeq, a predicted model, not a curated record
CGCCGCCACGUGACCCGCGGCUGGGAUAAAUGGACGGCGCGGCCCUUCUCGGCACAGUCGCUCUCGCACGUCCUCUUGCGCGUCCGGGAGACGUCGGAGCCAGCCCCAGAGACACCGAGCGCCGGCCGGAUGGAGCGCCCGCAGCCCGACAGCAUGCCCCAGGAUUUGUCAGAGGCCCUGAAGGAAGCCACCAAGGAAGUGCACGUCCAGGCAGAGAAUGCCGAGUUCAUGAAGAACUUCCAGAAGGGCCUGGUGACCCGAAAAGGUUUUAAGCUGGUGAUGGCCUCUCUGUACCAUGUCUACGUGGCCCUGGAGGAGGAGAUCGAGCGCAACAAGGACAACCCGGUCUUCGCCCCACUUUACUUCCCAGAAGAGCUGCACCGCAAGGCCGCCCUGGAGCGGGACAUGGCCUUUUGGUACGGAACCCACUGGCAAGAGGCCAUCCCCUACACGCAGGCCACCCGGCGCUACGUGCGGCGACUCCAGGAGGUAGGACGCAAGGAGCCAGAGCUGCUGGUGGCCCACGCCUACACCCGCUACCUCGGCGACCUGUCAGGGGGCCAGGUCCUCAAGAAGAUCGCUCAGAAGGCCCUGGACCUGCCCAGCUCCGGCGAGGGCGUGGACUUCUUCACUUUCCCCAACAUCGCCAGCGCCACUAAGUUCAAGCAGCUCUACCGCUCCCGCAUGAACUCUCUGGAGAUGACCCCCGAGGUCAGGCAGAGAGUCCUCGAGGAGGCCAAGACCGCGUUCCUCCUCAACAUCCAGCUGUUUGAGGAGCUACAGGAGCUGCUGAGCCGGGGCGCCGACGACCAGAGCCCCUCGCAGGCCCCGGGGCUGCGCCGGCGGGCGGGCAGCGGGGCACAAGACUCGACUCCCACAGAGCCUCCCAGAGGGAAGCUCCAGCUCAGCGUUCUCUCCCAGGCACCGCUCUUCCGAUGGGUCCUUACGCUCAGCUUUCUGGUGGCGACGGUGGCUAUGGGGCUUUAUGUCAUGUGAAUGCAAGGGCACUGGCCCUGUACACUGUGAACUCUGUCCAAUGGAGGACAUUCUAUAGAGGAACUGUCUCUUGGCUGGCUUCCUUACCUUAGGCAUGAGGGAUUGUCGGUGCCUUCUUCCCUGUCCCUGCAUCCCUUUCUUUGGGAAGGGAGUCUGUGGCAUCUUCCCCAACCCAAAGCACAUCCAGCUCACAGACAUGAACUUCCAAAGUGGGAUGAGGGAUCCUGCCUGGGCCCUCAGCACCCCAGUUCCUGCAGCAGAGCCCCGAAGACACGGCCAGAAGUGGCAGCUGUCUCGAACCGCCAAGGGUCCCGAGUUCACGGUCUCCUUGACAUGCCAUGACCUCUUUCUCUGCGGGCCGUGGCGAGUUUUAUAUAAAUGUGCAAAGAUGUUGUGUCUUGUGUCUGUCUUGUUUUUGUUGGAUCCACUCCUUGUUCUUGGCUGCACCUGAGCUGUGGUGUUUUGUUAUGUUCUGUUUUUAUAGCAGAGUCGGGGUGGGUUUGGGGGUGGGGUGGGGGGGGGGAGGGAGGUGUUUAACAACACUGUGGCCUUGGCCUCUAACUUUUGUGUGAAAUAAUAAACUCCAGUGCCUGAUAGUAA